AUGGACUGGACGUUGGACGAGCAAACGAGGAGGUACUAUUACUAUGACGACGACACGAACGAAACUGUGUAUGACGAUGGCCGAAGAUUCGAGGGUGCCAGGAGCGAUAUGGAACCGGGCAGAGCAAUCUUACUUGAUGCGCCUUAUGACAUACAUGAACACCCAACAGGAUUAUUCCCGGAGAGAGCCGACGAGUUCUCAACAUCCUUCCCUUCAGAACCACUCGACGAGGCUCGCUAUAAAUUUGUGAGGGACCUAGGUGAAGGCACGCAAGCGACAGUGGGCGAGUACAAAGAUGGAAAAGAGGUACUCGCCAUCAAGACCUACCAGUUCCAGUCCUCCACCAACGAACUCUACCACAACAUCCAGCGGGAAAUCGAAAUCAUGGGACGCCUUUCCAGGCAAGAAGAAGCACACGACUACAUGGUCUCCCUCAUCCGCUGGCACAAAGACCCCGAGAAGCACGAGAUCAAACUCGUAAUGAGCCCAGUUGCAUCGCAGGGAAGUCUUUGCGAUCUUCUUCUCCGCCAGUUUGACGAAACCACCGAAGUCAUCGGCGAACAGUUCCUCCUCAAUGCAAUCGGGAACCUGGCACAGGGCCUCGCAUUUAUCCACUUGUCGUCAAUGCGCCACAAAGACAUCAAUACCCAGAACGUGCUCAUCCAUGAAGGUCGCGCCAUUUACGCCGACUUUGGUAUCUCACUGAUCUUUAAUUGUUUGAUCUCGCCAACGGGCGCCUCGUUCAACCCCACUGAAUCUACCCUGUACGAGAACGCGUAUGCCGCACCCGAAAUAGUAGACGGCGCGCCCAGAAGCACAAAGUCGGAUGUGUUUUCUCUGGGAUGCGUGUUCUGGGAGCUUUUGGCUGCGAGAAGCGUGGCGGUGUUGGGCAGAGAUGAUUACAAGAUGGAGACGGGAUUUCAUUGGGGAGAAAAUCAAGCAGAUGGGUACGCGAGGAGGGUGCGGGAUCGGAGUCUACGUAUGGCUUUUGAGAGCAUGAAAGAGGAGGACGGUAUGCAAAAGUAUGGGCGGAUUGUUGAUGUGAUUGAGAUGAUGGUGAGCGAGGAUCCAGAUGAGAGGCCUGAGGCUGAUGAUGUCUUUGAUCUAAUAUUUGGAUAA
Messenger RNA from Lasiodiplodia theobromae, 1119 nucleotides. Its product is annotated as Rho GTPase activator. Gene Ontology annotation, molecular function: protein serine/threonine kinase activity; ATP binding. Lineage: Eukaryota; Fungi; Ascomycota; Dothideomycetes; Botryosphaeriales; Botryosphaeriaceae. Gene Ontology annotation, biological process: protein phosphorylation. Gene Ontology annotation, cellular component: cytoplasm. Bases 1 to 1119 code for a protein of 372 amino acids. The transcript is spliced from 2 exons. The record is from RefSeq and is a predicted model, not a curated record.